UCCAGCAGCGCUCGGGACUCUAGCCCAGAGACCCGGUUGGAUCCAGGGAAAAAGGCAAAAAUGGAAACCCCAUCAGUCAAUCGGGAAAACUAGGAUGAUCAAAAAUCAAUAAGAUGAAUCAGUUGGUAAUUGGCUAAAAAAGAGGUGCAGUGGAGGGGGGUGGGGGGCUGGCCGAAAGAAUCCGUAAAGAAUUAGAUUUGUGUGUGCCGGACAAGUUAAUUCAAUUACUCUUUUCUCUGAUACAUCAAACAUUAAAGUUUCUAUAGGUCCGCAAGCUACACUGUUUCAUACAUUCAUGUGUUGUUCAUUUCCCCAUCUUUUGACCCCGCCCUCCCCGAUGAUUAUUACGCAACCAAACUAUUAAUUUAUUUUUUUAAAAUUGUGAUUCAUUUGAAUUUUGAUUCUUUCAACUUAUAACUCGGCCCAAAUUGGAUUGAGGCGCUGCACGAUCGAUGGAGGCUCACGAUUCCGUGCCGGUCCGAUGCCCGUCCGGCCGGCCACGGCAGCCCCGAACCUACGAAUGCAUCAGCCAGCCCUUCAUCGAACAUCAUGCUGAUCGUUCAAACAGGUUUGAUUGGAACGCGGGGAGGCCGGCCGGCCACUCCGCAGCCAAAUAACUUGUUGGUUACCUUUUUUUUGGCCGUCCAUUACAUUCCGUCAAUUGUCGUCCGACGGCUGUCGUGUAAAACAAGUCGAGCCGACACCCACCGAGAGACAUGCACUUGUGUCGUAAUAAGGUUCAAUCCCAUUUGCCUUUUAUUUUAUUUUGUUUUUCAUAAACUUGGUGCAGACUGCCUAGACGUGAUUUAGGUGGACGACCUAAAAAAAAAAAGGCGACAUGACAUGAACAGUUACUUUUUAAUGGGCGAGGCCAGCAGCAGCAGAGAAGAAGAAGCUGCGUCACAUCUUCGUCAAAGUUGAACGCGACAAAUGGCCGCGUCUUCAUCAAAGUGUUACCUGGCGAACUUUACACUUUUCGUGCAUAACAACAAAGAGUUAAAGAUAAGUUUCGAUCGUACUAUAAGCCAUUUCUCCGUUAAGUUUUUCCCAACUGUCACUAAGAAAUUCGAAUAAUUGAUUUGAAAAAAUAUUUUACAGCCAAAGAAUGGUGGCGGUGGCAUUUUUCGUUUCGUCUUUUUUUUUUCAAAUUUCCCGCGCGCGUCCGAACGUGAACAGCGUGCACACACACACACAUACACCAAAACAAUUCGGGUGAACGUCCGGUCCGGAUGUUGACUUUUCCUUCAACGCGGUACAACCAACGGCCAGACAAGAGAAAAGAGAAGCGACUAGAGACGCCACUACGUGCUGCACAGUUGCUGCUACUCCUGCUGCUGGUGGAACGUGACACGCCCGUUGUCCAGGGAAAAAUAAAAUGGCCGGCAAUUCCUUGUCUCUCUGCUGCUCAUCCUCUGACUGCGACAGGAUCGCAACGACCUUCCUGUGUUGUUGCAACACUCUCCAGUGAUUCGCCUACAACUGGCUGAUGGGCUUAUUUAAUAAUUAUUGAUUGAGUAAAAAGAAAGAAAAGAAAUUCGUGAUUCGAAUAGAGAAACAGUGACAUCAUAACAUCGCAGUGCCAAUUUCAGUGUUCUCCCCCUCCCGUGAGUUUGCGUGCUUCGUGUGUUUAUACGUGUCUUGUGUGCAGUUCGUGUGUUUGCGCCUUGUUGUUUGGAAUAUUCACACAACUCGAAGGUUUUUUUUUUUUCUUCUUCCCUUUCGAAGAAAUCACCUCGUACCUGCAAGAAAUUGCGAAAAAAGAAGAAGGAAUAAAACACGACAUUCCCUCAAAACAACCAUUGGCUACGUCCUACCCCGAAAUCAACCCAAUCUUCUUGAGUACUUGCCGGGAAUUUCAAAGGUAUGAAGUACACAGAAGAGGUUCUUUCCGCUUGAAUUUUACAUAUGGGAUUCACCUAGUUGUUGCCUUUUUACACACGAUUACAUUUUUAAAAGGAUUUUAACAUCCUUUUGAUAAACGUGCACUUUUCGAGUCAUCAUCAAAAUCAUGCCUUUCAUUGAUGACGACUUGUUGUGGUGUCCCGAUAAUGACGGGAGAAUGGUCGAUCUCUCAUGUUUGACUGCCGCUCAGAGUGUCCAACCGACUGCAGUCCCGCCACUUAAUCAAGGAGGCGAGUUCUCAGACCUGACCGAACUCUCACACGCUGACCUGAAUGGCCUCGUGUCUGAGAUUGAAGGCGAGGAUGAAAUCUUCAAACAGUUUGGGAACUUCGAACUGGACAACAUUUUCGCCGAGUUUGACGAAAAAGUUGGGGAUUGCUCUACAUUGCUCAGCAAUCACACAGAGGCUGAUGAUUUUCUCAGGAAACGAUUAGCCAAAAGAAACUAUUUGGAAGAACACAGAGAAAGCUCCCACUUUUGCAGCAAUGGGGUUGUUAGCAGUAGUAAUCAAAUACAGUGCAGUAGCUCCAUAUCAAGUGAUGACUGCCACAGCCUGCAGUUGGGAAGUAGCGUGGAGGGUGCCACUAUCUCAGUCAGAGGCAGUAUUACCUUGAGCAGUGGUCGCUACCUGCCUUCCAUGAAUGCCAACCAUCAAGUGAACCUACCCAUGUCGUAUGGAGAGCCAUCAACUCCACCAUGCUCCUCUUCCACUUACAUCUCUCUCUCGAGUGCCACACCAACCCUAUCUAGCCUCCUCAACACACCCUCUCUUCACAAUCAGUCGUCGAAUUUGCUGAAGAGCGUCAAUACCUCGUCCCCAUCGACGCCCGUCUCUUCUCGGACAACCAGUAGUCAUUUCGUUAAUUCCCCACUGCCAUCACUUAUCAAGAAUAAGAACAUUGUCGCCGCCAACCCGCUUUUAGCCGAGAAACUUGCGGCACCGGCCGCGCCCCUGCCUCCGACCUCAUGCGCCGCGUUAGCGCUGAGUUUAGGCAUAGGACCGAUCAAGGAAGAGCCUCCUUCAUCGCCCCGCGCCAUGUCUCCCUUCUCGAUGCUCACCUCUUCGUUGAACGUCGACUGUGACAACCUCCAACCAUCUUUGCCUUCACCAGACUCGAGCAAAGUGGAUACGGCAGUGGACGGUAGCCGUGGUGGAUCGGCAGGCCGUCUGGUCUUGCAAGCGGCCAGGAAUAACGGCUACAACACGGAGACGGGCUCGCCCACUACAACAGCCGCCGGCAGCGCUCAAUCGUCGACCGUUUCUCGCCAACUUCAUCAACUGCAACAGCUUCAACAACAACAACAGCAACCGCCUACGACGACGACGACAACAACGACAACUUCUCCAGUGUCUGCCGAGCCUCCCAGGACCCUCCUUCGCGGAAUCCUCAGCCAACAACCCGGAGCCACCGUGCCCGGAUUGGCCGCUACUAACAACAGCGCCAACGCUGUUUUGGGUCUGGUCAAUCUGCACAGCAUCCUUCAGCCGGGUCAUCCGGCCUUGCGUCCGGCUGGACCUGCCGAUCACCAGCAACAACAACAACAGCAACAACCUGGACCCUACCACCAUCACCACUUAAAUCUUCACCAGCAACAACAACUUCUCCGCCAUCCGUCGCUGGUGCCAGCUCACCAUCCGCACGUCAAACCCGGAUCGUUACCACCUUCACCGGCCGACAGCGGCGUCUCUGACGUGGACAGCAGCAGCGGCCACACCAGUAACGACGAGUUAAAAUCACGACUGCAAUCAUCAGGUGGUGUUUAUGGCAACGAGGACGACCUGGUUGAUAGCCAAAGUCCAUCGCCCAUCACUUCUUCUUCUCCCUCUUCUUCUUCUUCUUCCUCUUCUUCUUCUUCUUCUUCUUCUUCGAGUAGCUGCAGUAAUGGUGGUGGUGCUGGCCAGCGAUUCAUCCCGCAGCCGCUCUUCUGUUACGAACGUUUCUCUGUCCUUCACCAGCAACGUUCUCUUUACGCUGUCAAUGACAGUUUCGACAAUUUCCAUCCGCCGUCGACGCCCUUGUCGGCUCAUCCGCCCUCAUCUUACGCCAUCCAUUCCCAGCAACAGCUCCAGCAGCAGCAGCAACAACAGCAGCAGCAGCAACAGCAACAGCAACAACAGCAGCAGCAACAGUUGUACAGCGGCAGCAAUGGCUUGCUGCAUCCGCGCGGUGGACCGUCUCUGGGUCCGCCGUCUCUGCAUCUUCAUCCGUCGAUGCCGGGAUCGCCGGCCAACGCUCACCACCACCACCACCUCCAUCAGCACCACCAGUUCCACCACCAUCACAAUCCGGCCGGCCCGUCGUCGGCCAUGGCGGCUUUGCUCUCCGGCUCUGCCGGCAGCGGCGGCAACGUGCCCAGCGUCCCGACUUCGGUCAUCCAAGCCCCGUCGACGGCCAGUCCCAUUUCGAGCGGCGGCGGAAGUCCCAGCGGCGGCGAGGACAACUAUUUCAACGAACUUUACAACUUGGGCAUUGGCGGCGGUGUGGGAGGCGGUGUAGGUGGAGGCUAUUCCGGUCAGCCGGACCUCGAGUCGCCUCACAGGAGGAAAAAGAUGAAGAAGCAACGCAAUCCCGACGGUCCCGAUGGAUGCCCAUCCGGCAAGAGGAAAAACAGAGAAGGUAAUAAUAAAAAGAAUUUGUCGCUCUCGUUAACGGCUCCGUCACUAAAAGCGAAAAUGUCUUGUUGUUUUUUUCCCAUUUGCGGCGGAUGUGCAGCUGGAUCGACGACGUACCUGUGGGAGUUUCUCUUGAAAUUGCUCCAAGAUAAGGACUGCUGUCCGCGCUACAUCAAGUGGACCAACCGCGAGAAAGGCGUUUUCAAGUUGGUCGACUCUAAGGCCGUUUCCAGGUUAUGGGGUCUCCACAAGAACAAACCCGACAUGAACUACGAGACCAUGGGCAGAGCAUUGAGGUAUUACUACCAGCGCGGCAUCUUGGCCAAGGUGGACGGCCAACGACUCGUCUACCAGUUUGUUGACGUACCCAAAGACAUUGUGGAAAUCGAUUGUACGGGCGCCUGAAGAAAUUGAUACAAAGAAGAAUAAAAAGAAAAAUAACCCUUUUCCUUUGCUCAUCGCCGUCUCGACAUAAGGAAGUGUGAAACGGAUGGAUGCCUCGAUAGACAAGAGGUCGCUGAGAAGGAAACGACAAACAUUUGACGGGACAAAUGUCUACCCUCUUUCUGCUCCUGUAUUUUUUCCUCCUAACUCCCUCUUUGUCCAAGUGCCUUUUUGAUCGGUUCGCUUCUUCUUCUUCUUAACAAAACCCACAAAACAAAAAUAAAAAAGACAAAAAAUUUGUAGCGCCGUCCUUUUGGGGAGAGGAAAAAGAAAAACCGGAUCUCAGAAAAUGGGUCCGUUUCUUUUUCCCCCUCACCCUUCUAUCCCCACCCUAAAUCCUCCUCCCCAUUUGCUUUGAGAAAAUCUUCUUAACUUCACUCUGAAUCCCUUUGAAGUUACGGCCCCGAACUUUUACUUUGUUUAUUUUUUCAAUUUUAAUCUUUUCUGAUCGAAACCUCAACUGUGAUGAUUGCGCGCGCGUGUCGAACGAUAAAUCCAAGAGCAAAUUUCUGAUAGAGCUCCAGGAGAAUUAAAAAAGGAUGUUGAGAUGGACGUUCAUUGCAGAGUUAGGGAAAAUGGGAGGGGAAAAAAAUAUUAGGGUUCCCCCAAAAUCAGUAUAAGUGUAUCAUAAUAACAUUUUUUUAAUUUUUAAUUUUUUUUUUGGUUUGUUUUGAAUUAUUUAUAACGAGUUACAAACACCAAUAUCUUUAUAAUCUUAUCAUCAUCGUUGCGUGUGUAAUUUAUACCAAUCCCCUCCAUCCCCCACCCGCGAGGAAAAGAAAUUGACAACUCUGUUACAUGGAUGUUUUCGUUUGUUUCUAUUUGCGCCGCUUACGUUUUGCGUUCACUGCAAAUUGUAUUACGCAACGAUAGGACGACCUGACUGGGAAAAGGAGAAAGGGAUGGCGAGGAGGAGAGAAAGAAAGUGAGAGUGCCUCGAAUAGUUCAAUGUUUAUAUAAUUCUACAUAGCGUUUUCCUUCCCCCCCCCCAUCCACACAAUUAAAGAAAAAGUUACAAAAAAAGAAGAAUUUAGAGAUGACAUUUAAGAUGAUUGUAAUAUUGUUAAUUUUCCCUGAUUUGUCGCAGUUUUCAAGUGUUAAAGAAAAGAAAAGAAAAAAAAAACGAGAAAAAGAGAAAAAAAUAUGAUGUCAAAUUGUUUUUGUACUGUACCUUCGGCAAAAAAAGAGGUGAUGGCCACCACAAAGGGAAAAAAACGCUAACGUGCUGUUAUCUAUAUACAUAUACAUAUUCGGGUUUCUAAUGUUUUGCGCUAUAUACUUAAGUUAUUUCAGAGCGAAUGUGUUGCAUGGACUGUGAAGAAUGCCUUAAUUUUGCCCGCCAGCCCCACCAUUUUAUAUAUAUCUAUACAUAUAUGUAAUUGCCUCUUCUGUCUCUUUUAACCACCAAUCCCAUUUCAUCAUCCGCAAGACAAAAUCCCCCCCCCCCCAGUUUGCUACUUGAAAAAAAAAAAAAAAAAUUAAAAUGGAGAAACCGAACCGGGAAGAAAAAGUUUCAACCUCAAAACCCAGAAGACCCUCCCCAGCAGCAGCAGCUCCCGUUCAUAGACGAAAAGAAAUGGAGAUCUCAAUUCUGAUCCCGUCUUCAUCACAGCAUCACGCGACACGAUGAUGAUUCGUGCCAAGAAUCCCCCCUUCCCCCUCCCCAUCACACAAUCCCGCUCCGUUCAACAGUAUCCUCUUUACAAAACAAUUGUUGUAUGCCACGUUCAAAAAACAAAUUUUUUUUUUCUCUCUUCAUUUUCAUGCCCCCCCCCCCCCGUUGGUAUCGAUCUGAAAUGAAAGACACAACACAUUGGCGCGGAUGCUCAUCGGUGAUGUAAAAUUAUCUGGUGGUUAAAAUUGUCGGGUGGGUUGGGGGUCCGCGUUCAACGCGCCACCUUAUACGUGUUUAAAGUGUGUGUGUGUGUCUUGGCCAGCUUCGCUUCAAGGUGGGCUAUAUGGUCGAAACAGACGCGACAACAAAUUUCGGCACGUCAGCGAUUUUAUUUGAUUAUUUCCCAACCCCCAUCUCUGUUUGUGUGUACGCGCGGUGAUAUGCAGCCGCUUUUUGUAAUUUUUAUUUCCACCUGAAAGAAAAAAAUAUCCCAUUUGUGUGUGUGUGAGUGUGUGUGGCGGGUACAUAUGUAAUAAUACAAUUGUCGUGUCUAUA
Daphnia pulex (common water flea) is the source of this 7130-nucleotide messenger RNA. RefSeq names its product ecdysone-induced protein 74EF-like. The coding region runs from base 2009 to 4921 and encodes 970 amino acids. The transcript is spliced from 13 exons. Gene Ontology annotation, biological process: regulation of transcription by RNA polymerase II; cell differentiation. Gene Ontology annotation, molecular function: DNA-binding transcription factor activity, RNA polymerase II-specific; sequence-specific DNA binding. Gene Ontology annotation, cellular component: nucleus. The record is from RefSeq and is a predicted model, not a curated record. NCBI's taxonomy places the organism in Eukaryota, Metazoa, Arthropoda, Branchiopoda, Diplostraca, Daphniidae.